Rubroshorea leprosula is the source of this 1157-nucleotide messenger RNA. Lineage: Eukaryota; Viridiplantae; Streptophyta; Magnoliopsida; Malvales; Dipterocarpaceae. The record is from the annotation of a GenBank genome assembly.
CAAACGAACUAAGCACCUGCAAAAACCUAGCCUUUUUCAUCACAAUCAAACAACAAAAUCCAAAAUCAAUCAAUUUUUCAUCACAAUCAAACAACAAAAUCCAAAAUCAAUCAAUUUUUCAUCACAAUCAAACAACAAAAUCCAAAAUCAAAAACAGAAAUUCUUUUUUAAAAAUUUUUUGCACCUGGGUUCGCAAGGAACCCAAGCGUGGAACCCAGGCGCGAACCCAGCACGCUUGGGUUCCUUGCGAACCCAGCACGCUUGGGUUCCUUGCAAACCCAGGCGCUAGAUAUGGGACGAGGUACUCGAGGUGAAUCAUCGUCUAAAGAAGCCAGUAAUACACUGGAUAAAGCACAAAAGCAACUUCGAUGUCUUAUUCAUGGGCCUCGUAAGGCUACUCCCACACAGCAACAGAUGCCCAGUUCGAGUCAGCCUCCCUCACAACAGCAAUUGCCUACUUUUGAGCCAGCCUCCUUCAUGGCAACACCUCCAUUGCCUGAUCAGGAGCUUGGUGAUGAGGCACCAAUGGAGGAGGAUGCGGAGGAGCUAGUUGAAGAGCGUAACUUAGAAGUUGAGCUUGUUGCUGAGUAUGAUCAACUUGAUCCUGAGUUGGAUGCUGCACUUGAGGAGGAGCUAUCUCAUGCUAUCCAAAAGACGGGACGUGGCAUGGAUAAGGGAGACAAAGCACCAGCGAAUCCAAGUCAGAGAAAAUUGCUCAAAAUAAAUCAACGUGGGUCAUUUAGCAAUGAGAGAUUUGGCAGGCAGCAACAGUUAUAUGGAAGUUUUUAUAUGAUGAACCUGUGCUUUUCUGGACUAAUUGGCUAGAGGAAAAGAAGAGGCUUGCAUGGGAGAUGUUCCAGGUUUGCUUAAGGAUUUUGUGCAAACCGACCCACUCGUUCGCUCAGUGGCAAGAUUGUCUGCGACCGGAUCCCAGCCAUUACUUCCAUCUAUAAGAUAGGAAUAAAAUGGGUUUUGCUUUGCUUAAGGAUGUUCUUCCAGUUUUGUUUCUCACUUUGUUUCCUUUCUACUUGUACUUUUCAUUUUCCGUUUCUUUUAUCUGUCUUCUUGUUCUUUCAUUUUCUUUCUUUCUUUCUUUCCAGUUUUGUUUAAAUUUUUGAAGUAAUUUCAUGGCUAAAUAAUUAAAUGGUUACUUUCUU